CCUCGCACAGCGAUACAAUCAUCAUGAAGUUGACUUACGUUUUCCUCGUCCUUGUGGUCAUCGUGCUUGUCUUGAAUGUGGCGGACGCACACAGCAGCAAAAAGAAGAACCGUUCACCCGACCAUUCCGGUGAGCACAAGAAGAAGAGUGGACAUCACGGAGGACAUCACCAUAACAAAAACAAGCACAACAAGAAUAAGACCAAGCGUCCGAAGACGACUCCCCCUUGUAAAACGACCAAGCCAGCUACAACUACUACAGGCCCUAUAACGACCACCGCUGUACCUACAACGACGACUGCUGCACCAACGACGACUGCUGCACCAACGACAACUGCUGCACCAACGACGACUGCUGCACCAACGACAACUGCUGCACCAACGACAACUGCAGCACCAACGACGACUGCAGCACCAACGACGACUGAAGCACCAACGACGACUGCUGCACCAACGACGACUGCAGCACCAACGACGACUGCUGCACCUACCACUACUGCGGAACCUGCAACUACAAUUGUUGAUUCUACUGCUCAAGGGUAGAGCAGCAGGGAUGUCUGUUUGAAUUCGUCUCCCAAGUAAUGAUCUUGCUGUUCCGAAUGAUAAAAGACAACAGAACAUGUUAUGCAUUAAAUAAAAUAAGCCUUUGAAUUCAUAACAGUAGCCAAUUAAUAU
This is a messenger RNA of Anopheles arabiensis, 674 nucleotides long. RefSeq names its product threonine-rich protein-like. The coding region runs from base 24 to 542 and encodes 172 amino acids. The record is from RefSeq and is a predicted model, not a curated record. Lineage: Eukaryota; Metazoa; Arthropoda; Insecta; Diptera; Culicidae. The transcript has 2 exons.